This is a messenger RNA of Zootoca vivipara (common lizard), 3414 nucleotides long. RefSeq names its product ring finger protein 11 (gene RNF11). The record is from RefSeq and is a predicted model, not a curated record. Gene Ontology annotation, biological process: ubiquitin-dependent protein catabolic process. Gene Ontology annotation, molecular function: ubiquitin protein ligase activity. Gene Ontology annotation, cellular component: ubiquitin ligase complex. NCBI's taxonomy places the organism in Eukaryota, Metazoa, Chordata, Lepidosauria, Squamata, Lacertidae.
GAGGCCUGCCUGACAAAAGCUCAGUGCGCAGAAGGCUGGUGACCAGGAAGAAGAACCGCGCUUGGGGCUGAGGGAGGAGACGGGCUCUGUGUAUAUACCUGGACGCCGCCGCUUCCCCUGCCCGUUCCCCCCGCCGGAGGGCUAAGCAAGCCCUUGCCGAGGCCCUAAUGGCGGCCGAGGGCUGAGACCUCUCUCCCUUCCCUUCCCAACCCCAACCCCGCUGCCAUUUCUCCGCCGGAGUGCGGCGAGGAAGAGGGGGAGGCGGGCGGGCGGGGAGGCAGCGGGUCCCUGGGGCGAGCCGACUCGGGGUUAAGCUGCUUAGGCAGGCUGGCAUGAGCUUCCUGAGCUGGGCUCCUGCUGCUGCUAUUGCUGCUGAGGGGAGGCCGGAGGAAAGCCGUCGACCGGAGCUGCCAUUGUGUCUCUGAGGGGGAAGAGGAGAGCCCCCACUUCCCUUUGGGGAAGAUGGGGAAUUGCCUGAAAUCCCCCACCUCGGAUGACAUCUCCCUGCUGCACGAGUCCCAGUCGGACAGGGCCAGCUAUGGGGAUGGGACUGAGCCGGAUCAGGAGCCUCCGCCGCCAUAUCAGGAACAGGUUCCAGUUCCAGUUUACCAUCCAACUCCCAGCCAGACCCGCCUAGCAACCCAGCUUACAGAAGAGGAACAAAUUAGGAUAGCGCAACGAAUAGGCCUUAUACAGCACCUGCCGAAAGGAGUCUAUGAUCCAGGAAGGGAUGGUUCUGAGAAAAAGAUCAGAGAAUGUGUGAUCUGUAUGAUGGACUUUGUUUACGGGGACCCUAUCAGAUUCCUGCCAUGCAUGCAUAUUUACCACCUGGACUGUAUAGAUGACUGGUUGAUGAGAUCUUUCACGUGUCCUUCCUGCAUGGAGCCAGUUGAUGCAGCACUGUUGUCCUCCUACGAGACUAACUGAGCCAGAGCUUCUCUUCUGACCUGUCAAGGAAACCAUCCACUUUAAAGGGGUUUGAUCCUUUGCCAUCUGCCCAAAGAACCAGGGAUUAGGAAACAAAAUCAUGCACAAAAAAAUUCUCAUUUCUUAAGAAUAAAGAAAUAUCCUGAAUAGCAGACAGAGGGAGGGAGGGAAGGAAGGAAGAAAAACACAUUUAUAGACUAUAGAAAAAGUAGGGAGUUAUUUUUAUGUAAAGCCUUGAUCCAGUGCUUAAAAAUAGUUGCUCCUUAAGAAAGCCUGUUAGCACACCCAUACAGAAUAACUGUGUGAAUAAUAAAAUAUGUUAAAAAUUAAAUUGUGUGGAUGCAGCCCACCAGGAAGUUUCCUGUUCAAGCUUCUUUGAGAUGAAUGACAAGAAUAUUAUUGGGGGGGAUGAGUGUGUGUGUGUGAGAGUGAGCGCUAAAAAGGAGAAAGGGAUGCUGGAGUAUCCUUUGUCCUAAAGAAAACUGCAUUUUUUGUUCAGAUUGCUUCACAAGUUCCUGGUAUUUGGGUCAAUGCUCUAUUUACAAAAAAAGCUACAUUUUAUAACACUGGCACAAAAAUAGUUUCAAGCUUGUUUGCACAGUUUUUUUAUUCAUUGGAAAUGGAAUCCAUUUUGCCUUAGGUCUUCUAAAAUAGUGUAUUCUUAUUUUGGGGCUGGCUCUAUGCUUGAAAACCAGUUUAUUUAUAACAUGUUAUAAAAGUGCUAUAUUUUGUUUGCAGUUAGGAUUAUGUGGACUUUGAGAAGAUCUCCUAGCUUGUAAGCAAACUUGAGAUGCACUUUUUUUUAUAUGAGACAUUUUAAUGUGACAAUAUUAAAAGAAAACCAACACAAACCAGUAUUUGCCUUUCUAGUGUUUCCUUUCAUCAUUUUCUUUCUAAACAGAGUGCAGAAUUCAAAUACUAAAAUUGAUCUUAUAAAGUUAAAAUGGAACAUGAAGACAAGAUAAAGAUUACCCUGCAAUCUCAAAAACACAAUUUGUUGGGGAUGCAUUCUUUUAAAAAAGUUUCAUCUUGGAUCAUAUAAAAAAAUACUGCAUCUCUUGUUUUUGUACUAUUUAGAUUCUCAAGACCAUCCUGUGUCUCGGUCUCUGUGUAUUAAGUGUACCUUUGGUAUUCUUUUGGCUGGCAUAGCAGUCUAUCAGCAGAUAUUAAAAUAUUCUAUAUUUUAUGUUUUAUAUGCAAAAUUCAUAUUUGGCAAAUAAUUACAUAAAACUGAUCAAGUUAGUGAUCCUACGGCUGGUAAGGGCUGUUCCAUGUAUUUACAUUUAUGAAACUAAAAAGAAAAGUGAUGUGCUUGAUAGAUGCAGUCUUGCAGAGAGGGUAGUUGUAAAAAAAAAAAUCCACUUAGGAUGUGGAGUUUUGUUCUCUUAAAACAUUCUUUAAUAUGACCUUUAUACUUUUGACAAAGCCAAUAUGUUGAAAUGUCUUAGUUUAGCAUGAGAUGCAGGCACUGUAUCAAGGACUGUUCUGAUUGUUUUGGCUACAGGAUCCGAAGAAACUGUAUGUAAACAACUACUGCACUGAAGACUAUGUCUACAGUAGAAGCACUGCAGACUGUAAGCAUUCACCUAACAAAUCCCAUCAGUGGAAGCUGUACACAAGGACUUAUACAACAGGGCUUUCACCCCUUACCUCGCCCCAUGCUUCCUGAAAUUGGCUCUGGGGUGUGUGUGUGUGUCAGGAGACCCCCCCCCCAAAGAACAGCAUGCGAGGAGAGGGGAGGGGAGGCUUGUUCCAUCUGGCAAGCUAAAAUGCUUGGGCUGAUGGUAAGAUCAGAAGAGCACAAUGUGGAAUUCCUCAAUGCUAUAGAAUAGAGCAGGCGUCCCAAACGUCGGCCCUCCAGAUGUUUUGGACUACAAUUCCCAUCUUCCCCGACCACUGGUCCUGUUAGCUAGGGAUCAUGGGAGUUGUAGGCCAAAACAUCUGGAGGGCCGCAGUUUGGGGAUGCCUGGAAUAGAGCAAUUACAUGUAAAAUAAUUUCUACAAGAUUAGUUGGCAAAAGUAUCCACUAACCUGUGCCAGAUGCUGUAUAAGACACUGUAGACUAUUUCCAUUCAAAUGCCUUCCUAUCCCAUGGUGUGUAGUGGUGUAUACACAGCACCUAUGCAAGCAGCCUUUCCUAUUUGAUUUGUUGGAGAAGGCAGACUCGGGCAUACGCCAAAUUGGCCUUGUAAGUGAAAAGAACAGCGGCUGGGAGGACUUCAGUGUCUGCAUCAGAAUCGACAUACCUGCAAAAGAUUGUUGGAUUGGGGUGAUUGUUAAAAGUGUAAAUGGUGCACUGUUGGAAGAAAGCAACUAGCAGUAUACAGUCUUGGGUUGAUUUGCAUUUACUGGUAUAUUGAAAACCUUUUACAACCCCCCCCCCCUUUUAAUUCAGCUAUUCUUAAUUACAGGAAGGAAAUCUGAGAAAGAAAAAUAUGAAGUUGUGCAAUAUUUUCAGUAGUAAAUCAUACUACCUUUCUUAUCAUU